AUGUCGAGCUCAAAGUUCACCAUGGAGUAUUCUCGGGUGGGCCGCGCCGGACUAAAGGUGUCCAAGAUCAUUCUGGGAGGCAUGUCCUUUGGAAGCAGUGAAUGGCAGGACUGGGUCCUUGACGAGAAGUCCUCUCUUCCCAUCAUCGAACAUGCCUACAAAGCGGGCAUAAACACAUGGGACACUGCAGAUAUCUAUUCCCAUGGAGAAAGCGAAAGGAUCCUGGGACAGGCAAUCAAAAAGCUCAAAAUUCCUCGCGAGAAUAUAGUGAUUAUGACAAAGGCGUAUUUUGCCCUGAGUCAAGACGGUCACCAGAUCCCUUUGACCGAGUGCAUGGUGAACGACGGGCAUCUAACAAAUCGAGUUGGAUUGAGUCGCAAGAAAUUGUUCGACGCCGUGGAUGCUUGUGUAGAACGGCUCGGCACCUACAUCGAUAUCUUCCAAAUUCACAGGCUUGACAGAGAUGUGCCCAAGGAGGAACUAAUGCGGACGCUCAAUGAUCUGGUGAACUCUGGAAAAGUGCGCUAUAUCGGUGCCAGCUCGAUGUCAGCGUGGGAAUUUCAGCAACUACAGGCAAUCGCCGACAAGAAUGGCUGGCACAAAUUCAUCAGCAUGCAGAACUAUUUGAACCUGCUUUAUCGAGAAGAGGAGCGAGAAAUGCUGCCAUACUGUGAAGAUACCGGCGUUGGAAUCCUGCCCUGGUCACCCCUGGCAGGAGGGAUGCUCGCACGCCCAUGGGGUUCAACCACCAAACGAGAUGAGACCGAUCAGCAUAAACUCCCCCAUGGGAUGGUGGAAGUACAGAAAAUCAUUGUCGAACGUGUUGAGGAGCUUGCACGGAAGAAGCGCGUACCCAUGAGUGCUAUAUCCACCGCCUGGGUUCUGCGGAAGGGUGCCUGUCCCAUCUUAGGGUUGACUUCAAAGGAAAGAAUCGAUGAUGCGGUUUUGGCUUUGCAGGUCAAUUUGACGGAUGAAGAGCUCGAGGUUAUUGUCAAAGGGGCCGGCGCGAACCAAAAUGAGGGCCGAUUGUACAUCAUCAUUGAUGUGACGGUUGGUCUCGGGAGAAAAGCCAGGUGUAAAAACACACACUGGCCGGUUUAUUAUGCCCUGGAUGGACAUCUCCUGGCUCCUGCGAAGACGUCUACCUUGGGAGUCUGCAGAUAUCAUCUCGUGUUGGAGGGUCAACAGCUCCGCUGUCGUGCUCAAAUGGCAACCUGGACGUCGCGCCUCGCUAUACUUGACGGCUUUCACUCAUCCGACCACCUGUCGGGAAGUGAUAUAGAUCUUGUCAGCUUACUCUGCUCAACAAAGCUUUGUACGAUGAUACCAAAAAUGUCAUCGAUGGAUCACUUUGUCGGGUUGAAUCCUUUGCUCCCCUUGCUGUUUGUGGUCGUUCUCCUGUAUUUUACCCGAAAAUAUCUACACAAGACCCGGAAAACUGAGGAAGAGGACGACCUAAAACGAGUUGAUGGAUUCAAGAGCGGCGGAAACUCUAGGAAUAUCGUUGAGCAUAUGAAAUCCACAGGGACAAACUUGGUCGUCUUCUUCGGAUCUCAGACUGGAACAGCUCAAGACUACGCCGGGAAGCUAGCGAAAGAAGGUCAUUCUCGGUUUGGAUUAAAAACUCUGGUCGCCGAUACUGAGGACUAUGACUACGAAAACCUAGUGGAUUUCCCUUCGGACAGCGCCGCCAUCUUUGUGUUGGCAACCUAUGGCGAGGGAGAACCGACCGACAACGCUGUCGACUUUUGGCAAUUCAUUACCGACCAAAAUCCUCCAUUUGCUUCAGACAAAGAAACCCCUUUGAGUAGUUUGAGGUACGCCAUGUUCGGGCUUGGAAACUCUACGUAUGAGCAUUUCAACGCCGUCGUUAGGAAGGUGGACAGUUGCCUAGAAGCUCAUGGUGCCUCACGGCUGUGUGAGACCGGCGAAGGAGAUGAUGGCGGCAACAAAACUACAGAAGAGGAUUUCUUGACCUGGAAAGAGACCAUGUGGAAGCGUCUAGCUUCCGAGAUGCAUCUGGAAGAGUGCGAGCAAGUCUACGAGCCCAGUUUCGACGUCCAAGAAAAGGAAACACAGUCAGACUCACCUCUCGUCUACCUUGGAGAACCGAACUCGAUGCAUCUAUCUGGCGAGCAGCGUGGUCCGUUUGGGGCCCACAACCCAUACCUCGCGCCGAUUGUCGAGUCCUUUGAACUCUUUACCGUGCCAGGACGAAAUUGUCUCCACAUCGAAUUCGACAUUGGUGAUUCCACCCUAGCUUACCAGACCGGGGAUCAUUUGGGAGUUUGGCCCAUGAAUGCCGAUGUCGAAGUGGAGCGCUUCCUGAGAGUGUUUGGUCUCUGGGACAAUCGAAACACAGUUGUUGAAAUCAAAGCUGACAGUCAAGGAAAGGUGCCUUUUCCGACCCCAACCACCUACGAAGCAGCAGUUCGAUAUUACCUCGAAAUCUGUGUGCCUGUCUCCCGGCAGUUUGUUGGUAUGCUGGCGCAGUUCAGCCCUUCUGAGGAUGUCCGAAAGCAGCUGGCCAAGCUGGGUAGUGACAAGGAGUAUUUCCACCAAGUAGUCGCCGCAAAGUGUCUGAAUCUGGCCCAGCUUCUGGAGGCCACAAGUCCUACCCUCCCUUUUUCAGACGUGCCUUUCUCGGCUAUAAUCGAGAAUGUACGCCGACUGCAGCCUCGGUACUACUCCAUCUCAUCGUCAUCUCUGGUCCAGAGCCACAAAAUAUCCAUCACUGCAGUCGUGGAAUCUCGGCAGGUGGCUUCAGAGACAAAGUACCUGAAAGGUGUUGCAACAAAUUAUUUACUUGCUCUCAAACAAAAGAGAUCGGGCGAAGUCAAUCCAGAUCCGUACGGAAGGACUUACCAUCUGGAAGGUCCUCGAGGCAAGUAUACGCUUAAGGUACCGGUAUAUGUGCGGCCAUCCACCUUCAAGCUUCCCUCUGACGCCUCAUUACCGGUCAUCAUGGUCGGCCCUGGGACGGGUGUAGCUCCUUUCCGGGCAUUUGUCCAGGAGCGAGCGUUUUUGGCAAAGUCAGGCCAAGAAGUCGGCCAUACAGUUCUCUUCUUCGGUUGCAGGCGGCGAUCAGAAGAUUUUCUCUAUGAAAAAGAAUGGCAGGACUACAAAGAUGCGCUUGGGGAGAAAUUUCAGCUUUUCACUGCAUUCUCCCGAGAGACCAGUCAAAAGGUCUACGUUCAACAUCUCUUGGCCGAGCAGUCGGACCUCAUUUACAGCCUCUUACAACAUAAGGCUUAUUUCUAUGUCUGCGGAGAUGCGGCACACAUGGCCAAAGAUGUCAAUGAGGUGCUUGCCCAUCUGGUAGCUCAAGGCGAAAAGAUUUCAUUAACUGAGGCUGAGAACUAUAUCAAAAGAAUGAGGAAUUCGGCUCAAUACUUAGAGGAAUAUCAGGAUAUUGCUAAGACGCUUGGAUUCCUCAAUAUGCCCAAAAGUACGGACCAUAAAGCGGAAUUCGCAAAGGAAGAGGAGGAGAUCCUCGAGCAGCUGUACAAAGGGUGGUUGCGCUACUGGAACAAGGAGUCGAUGCACGACCCCGGGGCGAACCAAUCACGCAGAUUCUACGAUUUUAAAGAGAUGCUCAGCUACGAUAUGUUCGGGACCACCAUCCGAGGCAAGUUCAACGAGCACUUUGAGAAUGUGUUCCCGUACUACGUCGACGGCCAGAUGGAAUACAAGGACCUGGAGAUCGUCGUGCUCUCUCCGACCCACGCCUUCACCACGUGCUAUCAGCACACCUGGGGAAAGGCGGGCGGAGAUCCCUUCAACAUCACAUUCCGAAGGACGGGGAUUGCGAGGAAGCAAGAUGGCCAGUGGAAAUGGAUCCACGAGCAUCUUUCGUUCCCCGUCAACAUGGCGACCAGGCAGGCCGACUACAAUUGUGAAAGCAAUGCUCUUGAGUCGUUCAAGUUUCAGGAAUGA
Molecule: messenger RNA, 3936 nt
Organism: Fonsecaea monophora
Lineage: Eukaryota; Fungi; Ascomycota; Eurotiomycetes; Chaetothyriales; Herpotrichiellaceae
Exons: 10
Coding region: 1-3936 (1311 amino acids)
Cellular component (GO): cytosol
Molecular function (GO): NADPH-hemoprotein reductase activity; FMN binding; flavin adenine dinucleotide binding
Source: RefSeq, a predicted model, not a curated record